Molecule: messenger RNA, 3200 nt
Organism: Oryzias melastigma (Indian medaka)
Lineage: Eukaryota; Metazoa; Chordata; Actinopteri; Beloniformes; Adrianichthyidae
Gene: wnt8b
Product: wingless-type MMTV integration site family, member 8b
Exons: 6
Coding region: 1583-2665 (360 amino acids)
Biological process (GO): cell fate commitment; neuron differentiation; canonical Wnt signaling pathway
Cellular component (GO): extracellular region
Molecular function (GO): cytokine activity; frizzled binding
Source: RefSeq, a predicted model, not a curated record
UAUUCACAUUUCAAUAAAAAGUAAGAAAGAAAAAAAAUCCCUUGUAUGUUUUCCACCUUCAAAUAACUUUUUUCCUUAAAAAGAAGAUUACAAAAAAGCAUGAGCCAAUGGAAAAAGACAUACGAGGUGAGACCUAGAGGCUCUGGAGCCACAUGGGAUCUUUUACCUUUCCAUUCAGGCUAAAGUUUUUUCUUUUAUUUUAAAAAGUAACUGUAAAGGAAAAUGUAAGUAAGUAGUAAGAUAAAAAAAAAAAUCCAAGUCAAAACGUUAAUUAAGUCAUUCCCAAUAAAUAUAUAGGACAGUCUGUCACAAGAUGAAUUAAAAAUGUUUAGAUAGAAUUUUGUGUGAUCAGAAAAUCAGUUGGAGCACAAAAAGAUUUAAGGCACAUUUAAGUAUUUAAGUUUUUAUUUAAACAAAUAUUAAGCACACACGAUGGUUCAAAAGAUAUGGUAAGGGAUAUACAAAUUUCUGGCUGACAUCCACCAAAAAUGGUCAACUUAUGUGUUUUUUUUAUCACGUCAUUUCUCCAUCUACUAUUUGCAGCAAUGAUGAUAAGUUGUGGUCUUUUAUUUUGAAAGGAAGCAUGCCAAAAGAUUAAAAACUAGAUCAUAUUUUGAAAGAAAAUACUAUUAAUUCUUUAUGUUUAUGUUUUAUUUAUGAAAAAAAUCAUCAUCAUCAUCAUACAAGUAACAAUACUAUAAAAAUAAGUGUUUUAAAGACGUUUUUGUCACUCAGAAAUCUACCUGAAUGUCUCUGUAAGUGUUGAAAGUUGCAGACUGGAUUGUUGGGGAAUAUUAAUCCGUGGAUUAGUGAUGCAAUGCAUCCAUAUCUGGUCAAUAGUUUGGAUUUCACCGUGUGCAUCCAUCGCUAUUUAUUUCGCAAAAAAAAUGAAAAAAAAAAUCAAAAUUUGAAAAAAAGUUAAAAUCAAGGCUGGAUUCGGACUCAACGCCCUUGGAGUUUUAGUAUCUCCCUGCACCAGGUGAUCAGCAGCAAACAAACGUUUUAAAAUCAUUUACCCGCUGGAUCAGGUUGAUGCGUAAAAGUGCGCGAUCAAAAGACAUGCGUUGAGUAAUGGUCCCCGUGUUUCCUGGCUUUACGCGCUGAUUCAAUCACCUUUAAAAAACGGACAAAUAAUUUCCUCAACAUCAAAGACUUUCGGGUUAACUUCCGCAACCCCAUCAAACCAUCUCCUGACAAGACUUAUCUUUUUCUGAUCCCUCGCUAUCAGCCUCAGUUCUGUGCGUAAAAACCAACCACGGGGAUCUGUGUUACACUUUUCCUGCAGGAUUAAGCGGAUCUUCCUCCGCUCCUGCAUGGAGGCUGGGAGCCCACCGUCGCCCGGCCCUGAGGGCCCAGGGUGCCCUUUUGAUCAUUUCAGUCUCUCUUUGGUGCAAUACCUCUGAUUGGCCGGGAGACUAAGCAGGGGGGAAAAUCUUUAAUUAAGCAGAUAAUCUCUUGUUGGGACGAGAGCAGCUCCAUUUCAGAGCCCCCUCCUUUAAUCUUGAUAGCUCCUCGUGAAGUUUCAUGCCGCGCAUUUUGCUCUCCAUCUUUGCGCAGUCUACAAGCACUUUUACCUGUCAGGAUGUUCCUGCACUGGGAAGCUCCAUACUACAUCUUUCUUCUGCUGACGCACAUGAGGUCUUGCUGCUGCUGGUCAGUGAAUAAUUUCUUGAUGACUGGACCCAAGGCCUACCUGAUCUACUCCAGCAGCGUGGCGGCAGGAGCUCAGAGUGGCAUAGAAGAAUGCAAACACCAGUUUGCAUGGGACCGCUGGAACUGCCCCGAGAGAGGUCUCCAGCUGUCCACUCACAGCAGCCUGCGCAGCGCGAACCGAGAAGCUGCGUUUGUCCACGCCAUUAGUUCUGCGGGGGUCAUGUACACCCUGACCAGGAACUGCAGCCUGGGAGACUUUGACAACUGUGGCUGUGAUGACAGCAGGAACGGACAGCGAGGUGGUCACGGUUGGCUCUGGGGCGGCUGCAGCGACAAUGUCGGCUUCGGUGAGGCCAUUUCGAAACAGUUUGUCGACGCUUUGGAGACGGGUCAGGAUGCUCGCGCGGCUAUGAAUCUGCACAACAACGAGGCUGGCCGCAAGGCUGUUAAAGGGACCAUGCAGAGGACGUGCAAGUGUCACGGCGUGUCAGGAAGUUGUACCACUCAGACCUGUUGGCUGCAGCUGCCGGAGUUCAGAGAAGUGGGGAACUACCUGAAGGAGAAGUACCACCGGGCGCUGAAAGUGGACCUCCUGCGAGGAGCGGGCAACAGCGCAGCCAGUCGAGGAGCCAUCGCUGAGACCUUCAGCUCCAUCUCCCGCAAGGAGCUGGUCCACCUCGAAGACUCCCCCGAUUACUGCGUGGAGAACCACACCUUGGGGUUGCCGGGCACGGAGGGCCGCGAGUGCCUGAAGAAGGGCAAGAACUUGAGCAAGUGGGAGAAGCGGAGCUGCAAGAGGUUAUGCGGAGAGUGCGGGCUGGCUGUGGAGGAGCGCAAGGCCGAGAUGGUGUCCAGCUGCAAUUGCAAAUUCCACUGGUGCUGCGCGGUGAAGUGUGAGCAGUGCCGAAAAACAGUGACCAAAUACUUUUGUGUGAAAAAGGGAGGUCAGAGGGGUCGAAACGAGAGCGCCACCGGACGCAGAAAGAACCUGAGACUGCGGAAGAAGCACUGAACAUCUUCAAUAUGUGCUCCUGCAAAGAUACAGCCCUGAAGAAAAUGUUUGUCCCAGAUGAAAUACAAUAAAAAAAGCCUUUAUUAAGGUUUUUGGAAUAACGGGGGUAAAAAUAAAGCCAGAUUUAGAAGAAAUUAAAAUAUAUUUAAGAUCUAUUUUUAUAUUUUUCACAGCUUUUUGAAAAGAUUUUUCCACAAAUUCAUUUAAAAGAAUAAAAGAAAACCUUAAAAGUUGAAGAAAUGACAUUAAAUCUCAAACUCAUUUUUUAAAAUCCAUCAAGUUCUGGAUAUUUCAACUUCCUCUGGUAAGUUUUAGGAUAGAACCUUUUUGGGAAUCACGUGGCUCUCCCUGACCUUAACCCUCUUGAUGUAUUUAAUUGUACAUAAAAAGAAGCACUUUGUACUGUACAUUGUUAAUUUAUUGCACAGCGUUUUCUAGUUUUGCUUUGUUUUAGUUGCCUUUUUGUUGUUGUUGUUUCUUUUCUAUUAAAAUGUAAUGAAAGCAUAAUAAAUCCUUUAAUCACGUUUAUCAUUCA